Molecule: messenger RNA, 464 nt
Organism: Aspergillus versicolor CBS 583.65
Lineage: Eukaryota; Fungi; Ascomycota; Eurotiomycetes; Eurotiales; Aspergillaceae
Exons: 4
Coding region: 44-352 (102 amino acids)
Biological process (GO): mitochondrial respiratory chain complex IV assembly
Cellular component (GO): mitochondrial intermembrane space
Source: RefSeq, a predicted model, not a curated record
CUCAAGAGUGACGUUUCACAAAUCCGACUAUAUCAACUGCAAAAUGAGCUUCGGAGGUCCUGGUGGUGGCGCGAUUAAUACUAAACCUACGCCUCCCGAGCGAGGGAGCUUCCCUCUCGAUCAUGAUGGCGAAUGCAAACACCUCAUCCAGUCUUACCUCAAAUGUCUAAAGCUGCAGCGCGGCGUAAACGACGACGAGUGCCGGCGGUUAGCGAAGGGAUACCUAGCUUGUCGGAUGGAUAAGAAUCUUAUGGCGCCGGACGACUUUAAGAAUCUAGGGCUUGUGUUUGAGAAGGAUAAAGAAGGGGGCGGGACGGGGCAAGGGCAGAGUUCGAGUUCAAGUUCGAGUUAGUGGAUUUACUGCGGGAAUAGAAUGUUUAAUGGCGAGAUAUAGGUAUCUACCAGGCCAUUGACAUGCGCAUAGAACGGACCUGGGUUGCAAUUGACUGUACACUAUUUUACUG